AUGGCGGAGAACGCGAGCGCGAUCCCAACUGCUGGAGGGUUGUACUAUUGGACAUAUCAUUAUGCUCCAAAGGGCUACAAAGAGGUUAUUUCAUUUGUUAUCGGUUGUUCAAACUCCUUAGCACUGGCAGCCGGUGUUUGCUCAAUUGAUUAUGGUUUCGCUGAAGAAGUGUUAGCUGCUGUUGUUAUUAGCAAAGACGGCAAUUUUGAGGUAACUAACGGUAAGACUUAUGGUAUUUUUGCUGCAGCUGUCGUAUCGAUGGCUUUCUUGACGUGCAUGGCUUCUGGGGCUAUUGCACGUUUGCAAACGUUCAGCAUUAUUUGUAACCUUUUCAUCAUCGUUUUGCUAUUCAUUGCGUUACCUAUAGGAUCAAAAGUCAACAGAGGUGGCUUUAAUGAUGGCAAGUUUAUUUUUGGUACAUUUGAAAAUCUUAGUGAUUGGAAUAAUGGUUGGCAAUUCUGUUUGGCGGGAUUUAUGCCUGCCGUUUGGACUAUUGGUUCUUUCGAUUCGUGUGUUCAUCAAUCUGAAGAAGCAAAGGAUGCUAAGAAAUCGGUGCCAAUAGGUAUCAUUGGCUCCAUCACCGUUUGUUGGAUUCUAGGAUGGUUGAUUAUCAUUGUUCUCGCCGCUUGUAUGAAUCCAGAUUUAGAAACUCUACUUGAUACUAAUUAUGAAAUCGUCAUGGCUCAAAUUAUUUACGACGCAUUAGGAAAGAGGUGGGCUGUUGCGUUUAUGGCAUUGAUUGCUUUCUGUCAAUAUUUAAUGGGUGCUUCUAUCGUUACUGCAAUUUCAAGACAGGUUUGGGCCUUUGCAAGAGAUGAUGGGUUGCCAUUUUCCAAAUAUAUCAAAAUUGUCAAUAAAAAAUACUCUGUUCCAUUUGUUGCUAUAUUCGCGGCAUGUGCAGCUUCAUUGGCAUUGGGUUUACUAUGUUUGGAUGGUCCCGCAGCAUCUGCUCUUUUUAGUUUGGCAGUUGCUGGUAAUAAUUUAGCUUGGUCAACCCCAACUUUCCUAAGAUUGACUUGCGGUAGAGACGUAUUCAGACCAGGUCCAUUCUAUUUGGGAAAAUUUUGGUCGCCAGUUAUAGCCUGGAUUGGAGUUAUCUAUCAAGUCUUUAUUAUUAUCUUGGUUAUGUUUCCCUCAAUGCAGCAUGGAUUAGAACCUGCAACCAUGAAUUAUGCUUGUGUAAUUGGUCCCGGUAUUUGGUUGUUAUCUUGGGUCUAUUACAUGUGUUACAAGAAGAAAUACUAUCAUGGUCCAAAAUCCAAUUUGUCAGACGAAGAUUAUUCACAAGCUGUUGGUGAAGAUGUGAUUGAUGAGAUUUUGCUACACAAGAGUCCAUGA
Zygotorulaspora mrakii is the source of this 1338-nucleotide messenger RNA. RefSeq lists its product as uncharacterized. The record is from RefSeq and is a predicted model, not a curated record. Gene Ontology annotation, biological process: transmembrane transport. NCBI's taxonomy places the organism in Eukaryota, Fungi, Ascomycota, Saccharomycetes, Saccharomycetales, Saccharomycetaceae. The coding region runs from base 1 to 1338 and encodes 445 amino acids. Gene Ontology annotation, molecular function: transmembrane transporter activity. Gene Ontology annotation, cellular component: membrane. The transcript has a single exon.